AUGUACAUUUUUGAGCCGACCACUCCGACGCCCAAGGAUCGAGUGACUCGAGGCCGGUACACUUUGUCGAAGCUUGAACUCGCGGUGAAAUAUGUGAUUCGAGAUGGAUGGAGCUGUUACAAAGCGGCUGAGGUGACCGGUAUCCCAAGGACGACCAUACAACGACGUGUUCAGAUCAUCCGAUCCGAGCAGAAGCGCCGUCUCUCUAAUGGAAAAGAUCGAUCAACAAGAAAGAGGCCGUUUUCUGAAGUGGAGCCCUCGACAUCAGAGGAAAUCUUUUGGGAAAUACCACAGGAAAUGGUGAUAGAGGAUGAGCUAGAAGAAAGUUUCAUCGAAUGCGGAGAAGUGUUCUUUGAGAUGGAUGAUGGAAUGUAUCUAAUGGAUAGAGAUUGCCUUAAUGCCGCGGAACAAGGGAUGGAUAGUGUGGAAAAUUUAGCAGCUCAACAAUUGAGAACACCAGCGGAUUUUGAUGACCGGGAAGGAAAUCGACGAGAUUUCACAAGAACGGACUUCGAUGUUCACACUGAGCAUGCGUAUAGUCAGCGUCAGGAAUCCGACGAUGUGGUCGAUAAGCGGCAAAGGGGAAAAUACUAUAAAAGAUUGAUCGUCAAUGCGCAAACGGGAAAUCACUCGAAAUCGGGGCAA
This is a messenger RNA of Mesorhabditis belari, 645 nucleotides long. Lineage: Eukaryota; Metazoa; Nematoda; Chromadorea; Rhabditida; Rhabditidae. The record is from the annotation of a GenBank genome assembly.